Saccostrea cuccullata (small rock oyster) is the source of this 739-nucleotide messenger RNA. RefSeq lists its product as uncharacterized. Bases 105 to 605 code for a protein of 166 amino acids. The record is from RefSeq and is a predicted model, not a curated record. NCBI's taxonomy places the organism in Eukaryota, Metazoa, Mollusca, Bivalvia, Ostreida, Ostreidae. The transcript is spliced from 4 exons.
GGUUCCUUUCUUAAUUGAUUGCUUUCUUUGAAUUUUCGCCAUCUGGUCCCCACUUAUAUAUUUAACUUGACCGAAAGACUUCACUAUUAUUAUCAUUGUACAGGAUGCCUUAUAUUCUACAGCUACUAUCAUUGGCUUUUUGUCUCACCGUAGCCAAAGCACAGAUUCCAGAUCCGGGCAGUAACGGACUGGACAGGUGUGAAUUUGGUCGACACCUUCGUCAGAGAUGUGUAGGCUUCACGAUCCCUCCAAGAAAUGACUGCCCCGCCGGUUUCUUUUGCUUCACCCCCGCGGAUGGUGCGGGUCCUUGUUGUUUACAAAACAACCCGUGUAUUUUCGGAACACCUCUUCAGAUAAACAAUGACGCGGUGACGUGUACCAGACAACGCUGUCCCCUAGACUACAGAUGUAUCAGCAAUAGAGAAUUCGCUGUAUGCUGUCCAAGCAGAAACCCCUCUUUAGUAUGCCCCCAGAUAUACUGUACACCUGAGAGGGGGACUCCGUACUACCCACCCUUUUGUUAUCGACCGACAACGAUCAGGACGGCGGAGGGCAGAAACUGUCCCGGCUGUCCUAGGAACAUCUGCAGGCCAUACAUAGGAUAAUGAAAUCUACACGCUGCUACCUGAGACAAAAAGAAAUGUUAAAGAACAACUCAUUAUACAUGUUUUCACUCGCAUUUAUACAGUCAUGGAAUUUAUAUGUGUUUUUGAUAAAUAAAUACAUUUCCUGUGUGAUA